Biomphalaria glabrata is the source of this 2474-nucleotide messenger RNA. Its product is annotated as F-box/LRR-repeat protein 15-like. Gene Ontology annotation, molecular function: protein binding. The transcript has 6 exons. The record is from RefSeq and is a predicted model, not a curated record. NCBI's taxonomy places the organism in Eukaryota, Metazoa, Mollusca, Gastropoda, Planorbidae. Bases 695 to 1711 code for a protein of 338 amino acids.
UUACUUUUGUAGACCUAUCUUUAUUUUUUUUAUUUUAUUAUUUAUUUAUUUUUGUUAACCAUCUAUAAUAUACUUCUAUCUAGAUCUUGUCUAGAAUGCCUUUUCUUUUAUUUAGCUAGAUUCAUAUCUAGAUCUAAUUAAAUUUAAGUAGAUUUUGAAUCUAAGUCCAGGAUAUUUGUUUACAGUUACAGUUUUGUCUCGCUCUCAGCUUCACGUUCUCACUCUCACUGGCUGACUGAGUCACUCUCUCUCAACUCUCAGUAGCUGAACUGAGUAGGCUCAGGCCCAGGCUUCAUCAUCAUUCAUGCCAUUCAUAAGAUUCAUGGCUUCAUCAUGAUCAUGUCCAUACCCUAUAAAUCUAGAUCUAGUCUCUAUCUAGAUCUAGAUUUAAAUUUUUAACAUGAUAUGAUAAUGACAAUGAUCAGGCUCAGCCACUUCAGCAAGCUCAGGAGUCAGUCAGUGCUCAGUCAGGUCGGACGUUCACGUAUCUGUUACAAAAGGGAACGAUAGUAAGCCUAUGGAUGUCAGGUGUGUAAAAGUCGUCCUAGCCUGAUACACAGUGGCUAAUUGCUGUCAUAAUUAUGUUUGAAAAUUCUGAAACUAUGUGUGUGUGGACCUAUAGUAUUUAUUGCCAAGCUCUGUUCUGGAGUAAUUUUAUAAUAACUUGAAAAGAUAAACUCAAUGCAUUUAAGUUAUGGCAUUCAAAAACUUAGACAAUGACAGACUUGAAUUGGAUUUAAGUGAAUCUGAAAUAAAACUGCAUGAAAAUCUUACGUUUAAUGAAAGAACUCCCAAUAUAUCUGCAAAGAAAUCUGAUCUGUCAUCUGGACUCAGUGAAUCAACUUACUUUGACAGCAUCAGUCUUUUAGAUUUGCCAUGGGAACAAGUACUGUGCAACUAUUUGCUUCCAUACCUCAGCAUUAAGGACCUGUUCAGACUUCGACUAGUUAGCACAGGCUUCAGAGACUUGAUACAAACUCACUUCGGGCUACAGUUUCAUGUUAACACUUGCAGUUUAGGAGAUCAUUUUUCUUCCAAAGCUUUUCAAAUCAUGACCAGGAAUAAUAUUUAUCUAAGGUCCCUGUGUGUCCGUGGGGCCAAGUCAUGGCUUAACAGCGAGACUAUCUUGCCCAUAAUUAGUUCUAAUCCACAUCUUGAAAAAAUUGACUUGACUGGGUGUUCAGCACUCUCUGGGCCAGUGAUAUAUUCCAUUGGUGUCAACUGUAAGUACUUAAAGCAUCUCUGUCUUAAAGACUGUGUAUGGCUGGUUGGAGAUAAUUUUUUGUCUUUCAUGAACACACCACUCUGCUUGGAGUUCCUUGAUUUAUCAGGAUGUUGGAAUUUAGAUGACAAUCUGAUCGUUCAGCUGGUGCAAUUUACUCCCAGCAUUAAGCAUUUGCUACUAGCCAAUCUGUUUGGAUUAACAGAUCGAGCAGUGGGAGCUAUAGCUCACAGCUGUCCUGAACUGAUUAAUUUCAGUGUCCGAAGUUGUUGGAGAGUAACAGAUAAUUCCAUUAAACUUAUUUCUCACUACUGUCCUAAACUGAAAGCAUUGCAAGUCAGAGAGUGUCGAGAUAUCACAGAAGAGAGCCUGACCUAUUUACGCUCAAAAAAAGUCAGAAUCGAUAAAGCUGCACCUUCAGGAUUAAAUUUAAACCGGCUUGAUCUUCAACAGAUAAAUUUAAAUGCCAGGAUAAAUAUGGUGCUGUAGCUUGUUCAGUGCAGAGUUCAUUUUUGUUAAUUGUCUGUGAUAUUUGCCUCAGAGUGAAGAGGAACAUAACAUUCUUCAAUAUUGUGAUUGAAUGGGUUGUAUUAUUUGUACAUAACAAAGUUAUUAUUUCAACAAAUUUUAAUAUAUGAUCAAAACUAGGUUAUCAGGGAAACAAAAUUGAUAUAGGCUGAUAUGUUUAUGUCUGUAAAAGUAAUAAGAUUUAAUGAUGUACUGUCUGAUGUUAUUAUAAAAGCAAGUUUUAAAUUGUUAGUCCUUUUUUUUUAAAAUAGCAAAUAGGAAUGUUUUGAGUCAUUUUGGUCCCUAAGGGAGAUGAAGUUGGGUUCAUUAUUUUCCUACAAUCCCUGGGGAUUUCUAAGUAAAUCUGAUGACAAGCCACUUUUACAUUCCCCCAAAACAUAUUCAGAAAGACUAUCUACUAUGACUGUGUUGACACUAUUAAAAUAGAAACCUGAUAUUUUCUCUCAGAAGUCAAGCUCCAAUGCGUCAAUACUCUGCACCAUGAGGACCAAUCAUUUGCUAGGAUUCCUCAUAUUGAAACCCCAGCCUUAGGUUAACAAAAGCUAAAAUUCAAUAUGAUGUCUAAAGCCAUAAUAAACAAAGAAUGUGUAAUUUGUCAUUAUGUUUAAGUAUAUAGAUUUAGUAUAGUUUAAAACAAAACAUAAAAGGUAUCUUAUUGAAUACUGGUAAAACUUCUAUACCUAUGGCCAAAGAGUAACUUAGCAAAAUAAACUUUGAACUCAUU